AUGAACCCGACGAGAGUGACAGUAAUCAACAUGUUGACGGCAAAAUCAGACCUGACGAUACAUUGUAAGUCGAAAGACGACGAUCUGGGCGAACAUGUGCUGCCGUAUCAACAAUCUUUUGCUUGGAAUUUCAGGCCCAAUUUUUGGCAAACGACCCUGUUCUUCUGCUCCUUCGCUUGGCAAGGCAGUGGUGACUCGCAUUCGUUUGACAUCUAUGUUCAGAGGAGGGAUCAGAGCCGCUGCGUUGAUUGCAGAUGGGCCAUCACCGAGAACGGACCUUGCUUGUACAAAUGGAGGAGCUCAGAUUAUGAUGUUUGUUACCCUUUUAAAAAUUAG
Molecule: messenger RNA, 336 nt
Organism: Linum tenue
Lineage: Eukaryota; Viridiplantae; Streptophyta; Magnoliopsida; Malpighiales; Linaceae
Source: the annotation of a GenBank genome assembly